This is a messenger RNA of Camelus dromedarius (Arabian camel), 7296 nucleotides long. RefSeq names its product calcium sensing receptor (gene CASR). The record is from RefSeq and is a predicted model, not a curated record. Bases 2351 to 5611 code for a protein of 1086 amino acids. Gene Ontology annotation, molecular function: calcium ion binding; G protein-coupled receptor activity. The transcript is spliced from 8 exons. Gene Ontology annotation, cellular component: plasma membrane. Gene Ontology annotation, biological process: intracellular calcium ion homeostasis; G protein-coupled receptor signaling pathway; detection of calcium ion. NCBI's taxonomy places the organism in Eukaryota, Metazoa, Chordata, Mammalia, Artiodactyla, Camelidae.
UAUAAAAAGUAAUACAUUUUUUUCAAAAACAUAAAACAAGGAAGAAGUACAUGAUUCCAUUACUGAUAUAUAAUCACUCAGCAUUUUCAUGUGUAUCCUCAGUCUUUAUUAAGAUUUUUAAAAAAUUUUAAGAAGGUGUUUAGGGGGUAGGGAGGAAAGCAAAGAAAUGAUAAACAUGUGGUUUGGGAUGAUGGUUUCUUUGGAGGGACAGAGGCAGAAGAACAGGAUGCAGAAGGGGAACACAGGGUACCACUGGUGUUCUUUAUUUUGGAUGGUAGAUUCACAGGUGCUUAUUCAUUAUUAAAAAUAACUUAGAAAUAAAGAAAUAAAAGUGGGUGAAAUUGGUCAAAAAUUUCAAUCUUCCAGUUAUAAAAUAAGUCAUGGGGAUAUAAUGUACAGAAUGGUGACUAUAGUUAAUAAUACUGUAUUGUACAUUUGAAAGUUGCUAAGAAAGUAGAUCUUAAAAGUUCUCAUCACACACACACACAAAGCUUGUGACUAUGUAUGAUGAUGAAUGUUAACUAAACUUAGUGUGCUGUCAUUUCAUGUAUAUACUAAUGGUGAAUCAUGUUGUGUGCCUGAAACUAAUAUAAUGCUAUAUGUCAAUUAUAGCUCAAUAAAAAAGAAAGAUUUCUAGAAAAUACUAGAGAAUCAAUGAACAAUAAAGCUAAUUUAAAUAAUAAAAGAACUCAGUAAGUCAUCAGAAUAUAUAAUUAACAUACAAAAGUCAAUAGCUUUCAUAGACACAAACAAUAACUGGCUAGAGGACAUAAUAGUAAAGAAAGUCCCAUUUAUAAUAGUGACAAAGGUGAUUAAGUACUUAGGAAUAAACUUGACAAAAAUGUGCAAAACCUAAAAGAGAAAAUACUCUUGAGAAACACAAAAUUAGACUUGAACAAAAGGAAAAGCAUUCCUGUUCUUGGAUGGGACAAUUCAUCAUCCUACAGACAUAACACAAUCCCAAUAAAAAUAUCUACAAGUUUUUUUUUUAAUAGAGCUAGAUAAGCUGAUGCUGAAGUUCAUAAGGAAAAACAAACCUGCAGGAAUAGCCGGGAACACACUAAGAAAUGAAAGCUACAUAGGUGGGCUAGUCCUACCGGGUAUUAAACCAUACUGUAGAUUUCCUUAGUAAAGACAGGGCACUACUGCCACAGAACAGACCUACAGACCAGUAGAACAGAAUGGAAAGUUCUGAACUAGGUCUGAGUAAAUAUGGAAAUACUAAACGUGGCAUCUUAAAUUAUAGAAACAAAGAUGGGCUUUUUAAUAAAUGCUGCUGGCACAAGGCAGCCACUUGGAAAAAAGAUAAAAUUAGAUCCAUAUCUCACACACAUUUAUCAAGAAAUUAAAUGUAACCCCGUGUUGUUGAUAAACGAAAUAAAUCACCUGACCCCCCCAGAAAAAGAAAUUAAAUAUAAAAAAACAAAAUUAGGUAGAAAAUUUAAUAAACCAGUUUAAAAAUAUGGUGAAUUCCUUUACAAAUUCAGUGUAAGGAAAAGCUUUCUAGCACUGACUGAAAAUCCAAUGGCAAUAAAAAUAAUUCAUAAAUUUGACUACAUAAAAAUGUUUUUAAAAUUUGUACAGUAAGAACGUCAAAGAAGAGCUACAAAAUUAGAAGAAAACAUUUGCAGCAUUUAUCACAGAUUAAGGGCUAAUCCAUAAUAUAUAAAGAAUUCUUAAAAUUCAAGAGGAAAAUGUCCAAAACUCUAAUGAAAAAAGUGGGAAAGAUAUAGGAACAGAAAAAAAUAAAAAUAAAGAAAUAAAAGGGGACCAGGCGUGGACCAAUAAUGAGGAUGUGUCACAACCAAGGAUUAUGAUUAAUCCAAUUUUGCGCACCUUGAGGUCCAAUUAAAACUACGAGAAUUCCCAUAAUAGAUUUCGGGCUAUAAUUGAAAGUAAGUUUAAUCUUCUGAAGACCUGAAAUAAUAUUAAGGCACACUAGGGUGCACUGACAAGUCAAAAAAAAAAGAAAAGAAAAUGAUUUCCCUUCGUUUCCAUCACUGAACCUCACAGGUUUUUCAGUGAGCUCUGAAUUCCAGCUCCUACACAUGACAAAAUUGGCCACCACGUUCUAAACAUCGAUGUGUCAGAAGGUUUCAGUGUGGACCAGAAAAUACUACAGGUUGUCUGUACGUGAUGUGACUUCUGAAGACUCAAGAACCACCCACCUUACUAGUCUGCAAUGGAGAAGGCAGAAAUGGAAAGUCAAAUGCCACAGUUCCAUUCUGUUACUAAUCACGCUGUGGACAUGUGUCGCCAUCGCAGGGAGUGAGCCCCACCAAGGGGGAAGUUCUCGGGGGGCCCCAGACCACCAGCACUCUUGUCCUCCCCCUGGAGAGAAAGCAGAACUAUGGCGUUUUACAGCUGCUGUUGGGUCCUCUUGGCUUUCGCCUGGUGCGCUUCUGCCUAUGGGCCUGACCAGCGAGCCCAGAAGAAAGGGGACAUUAUCCUCGGGGGGCUCUUUCCUAUUCAUUUUGGAGUAGCUGCCAAAGAUCAAGAUCUAAAGUCAAGGCCCGAGUCCGUGGAAUGUAUCAGGUAUAAUUUCCGUGGAUUUCGCUGGUUACAAGCCAUGAUAUUUGCCAUAGAGGAAAUAAACAGCAGCCCAGCCCUCCUUCCCAACAUGACGCUGGGCUACAGGAUAUUCGACACUUGCAACACCGUUUCUAAAGCCUUGGAGGCCACCCUGAGUUUUGUGGCCCAGAACAAAAUCGAUUCUUUGAAUCUUGACGAGUUCUGCAACUGCUCGGAGCACAUCCCCUCUACGAUCGCUGUGGUGGGAGCAACGGGCUCGGGCAUCUCCACGGCGGUGGCGAACCUGCUGGGGCUCUUCUACAUCCCCCAGGUCAGUUAUGCCUCCUCCAGCAGACUCCUCAGCAACAAGAAUCAGUUCAAGUCCUUCCUCCGUACCAUCCCCAAUGACGAACACCAAGCCACCGCCAUGGCUGACAUCAUCGAGUAUUUUCGCUGGAACUGGGUGGGCACAAUUGCAGCUGACGAUGACUACGGCCGCCCAGGGAUCGAGAAGUUCCGAGAGGAAGCUGAGGAGAGGGACAUCUGCAUCGACUUCAGCGAACUCAUCUCCCAGUACUCUGAUGAGGAAGAGAUCCAGCAAGUGGUGGAGGUGAUCCAGAAUUCCACAGCCAAAGUCAUCGUCGUCUUCUCCAGUGGCCCAGACCUUGAACCCCUCAUCAAGGAGAUCGUCCGGCGCAACAUCACGGGCAGGAUCUGGCUGGCCAGCGAGGCCUGGGCCAGCUCCUCCUUGAUCGCCAUGCCCGAGUACUUCCACGUGGUCGGAGGCACCAUUGGAUUCGCUCUGAAGGCUGGACAGAUCCCAGGUUUCCGGGAAUUCCUGCAGAAGGUCCAUCCCAGGAAGUCGGUCCAUAACGGUUUUGCCAAAGAGUUUUGGGAAGAAACGUUUAACUGCCACCUCCAGGAAGGUGCUAAAGGACCCUUACCUGUGGACAACUUCCUGAGAGGUCACGAAGAAGGUGGUGGCAGGACAAGCAACAGCUCCACCGCCUUCCGACCUCUCUGUACAGGGGAUGAGAACAUCAGCAGUGUCGAGACCCCUUACAUGGAUUAUACACAUUUGCGGAUAUCCUACAACGUCUACUUAGCCGUCUACUCCAUUGCUCAUGCCCUGCAAGAUAUAUACACCUGCAUACCCGGGCGAGGGCUCUUCACCAACGGUUCCUGUGCAGAUAUCAAGAAGGUUGAGGCUUGGCAGGUCCUGAAGCACCUACGGCACCUAAACUUUACCAACAAUAUGGGGGAGCAGGUGACUUUUGAUGAAUGUGGUGACCUCGCGGGGAACUAUUCCAUCAUCAACUGGCACCUCUCCCCAGAGGACGGCUCCAUCGUGUUUAAGGAAGUUGGCUAUUACAACGUCUAUGCCAAGAAAGGAGAAAGGCUCUUCAUCAAUGAGGAGAAGAUCCUGUGGAGUGGAUUCUCCAGGGAGGUGCCUUUCUCCAACUGCAGCCGAGACUGCUUGGCAGGGACUAGGAAAGGAAUCAUUGAAGGGGAGCCCACCUGCUGCUUUGAGUGUGUGGAGUGUCCCGAUGGGGAGUACAGCGAUGAGACAGAUGCAAGUGCCUGUGACAAGUGCCCUGAUGACUUCUGGUCCAAUGAGAACCACACUUCCUGCAUUGCUAAGGAGAUCGAGUUUCUGUCGUGGACCGAGCCCUUUGGGAUCGCACUCACGCUCUUUGCUGUGCUGGGCAUUUUCCUCACGGCCUUCGUGCUGGGCGUCUUCAUCAAGUUCCGCAACACACCCAUCGUCAAGGCCACCAACCGAGAGCUCUCCUACCUCCUCCUCUUCUCCCUGCUCUGCUGCUUCUCCAGCUCCCUGUUCUUCAUCGGGGAGCCGCAGGACUGGACCUGUCGCCUGCGCCAGCCGGCCUUCGGCAUCAGUUUUGUGCUCUGCAUCUCGUGCAUCCUGGUGAAAACCAACCGCGUCCUCCUGGUGUUUGAGGCCAAGAUCCCCACCAGCUUCCACCGCAAGUGGUGGGGGCUCAACCUGCAGUUCCUGCUGGUCUUCCUCUGCACCUUCAUGCAGAUUGUUAUCUGUGCCAUCUGGCUCUACACCGCGCCCCCCUCCAGCUACCGCAACCAGGAGCUAGAGGAUGAGAUCAUCUUCAUCACCUGCCACGAGGGCUCACUCAUGGCCUUGGGCUUCCUGAUCGGCUAUACCUGCCUGCUGGCAGCCAUCUGCUUCUUCUUCGCCUUCAAGUCCCGGAAGCUGCCGGAGAACUUCAACGAAGCCAAGUUCAUCACCUUCAGCAUGCUCAUCUUCUUCAUCGUCUGGAUCUCCUUCAUUCCAGCCUACGCCAGCACCUACGGCAAGUUUGUCUCUGCCGUGGAGGUGAUCGCCAUCCUGGCAGCCAGCUUUGGCUUGCUGGCCUGCAUCUUCUUCAACAAGGUCUACAUCAUCCUCUUUAAGCCGUCGCGUAACACCAUCGAGGAGGUGCGCUGCAGCACCGCGGCGCACGCUUUCAAGGUGGCAGCCCGCGCCACGCUGCGCCGCAGCAACGUCUCCCGCCAGCGGUCCAGCAGCCUUGGGGGCUCCACGGGAUCCACCCCCUCCUCCUCCAUCAGCAGCAAGAGCAACAGCGAGGACCCCUUCCCGCAGCCCGAGAGGCAGAAGCAGCAGCAGCCGCUGGCCCUGACCCAGCAUGCGCCGCCGCCGCACGCGCGGCCGCCCUCCAGCCCGCAGCCGCAGCCGCAGUCGCAGCAGCAACCCAGAUGCAAGCAGAAGGUCAUCUUCGGCAGUGGCACAGUCACCUUCUCUCUGAGCUUUGACGAGCCUCAGAAGAGUGCCAUGGCUCACAGGAAUUCCACGCACCAGAACUCCCUGGAGGCCCAGAAAAACAACGACGCCCUGACCAGACACCAGGCGUUACUCCCGCUGCAGUGCGGGGAGGCGGACUCGGAACUGAGCACCCAGGAGACAGGCCUGCAGGGGCCUGUGGACGGCCUGGUCCAGAGACAAAAGUAUGCAGAGCAACAGGACACCAGAUUGGCCACCACUAGAGUUGAGCCUGAAAGACAGAAUGUCACCAGUGAUGCCCAGCACCUUGACAAUGGGAAGAACUUGAAGUGUCUAAAACUGUAAGGUGAAUGUAUCCCCUCCUAUUUAUGAAAAUCAUAAAAUAUUUGGUCUCCUGUUUGCUGCUACUAUCAUGUGACAUCUAGAAGGUUAGCAUCUCUCCUGUACCUGGUUUUGUGCAGAAUGUGAUAGCAGUACCAUGUUUAGAUUCCAGGAUCACAAGAAUCACCUCAAAUUGUUGGGAAGGGACUGCAUGAAUCCAAUGAGCUAUGUCUGUAAUUAAUAUUGUGAUAUGUAGUUUUAUCCUUAAGAAAAUGCUUCUGUUAUGAUAGCCCAUGGACAAUAUAAACUGAAAAAAAAGUCAUGGUCUGCUUUAUAUAAGGCAGUAUUAUUGAGCUCCAUUUCUUUACCCACCCCACUGAGCUAAGCCCUAUGUGAGCCUUGUCGGGGCCCCAGGGGUCCAGAAGCUCCCCCUCUUCCCUGCCCCAAAGGCUUCCUGAAGCCAGAUUCAUGCCAGCCUCUGUGGAAAAUAAGCUCCCAGUCAUCAGCCUCCUACCAGUUGCUGGGGUAAGAAAAUGGAGAGAGCUCUCACAGGGUGUUACCCUGGCACUCCACCCGCCAAAUACUGUAGCUACGUUCCCUCCAGCAGUGGGUAGGUACAAUAUUGAAUGUUGAAUGGCAGGAACAAUCAGGCUCCAGAGCCAGAGAGACUAACAAGUUGGGUGACCAUGGACAGGGCACCUUCACCUCACUCAGCCCCAGCUUCUUGUGUAUAAAAUGGGGGUAAUAACCACUCUUUUCCUUCAGCACUCUUAUGUGGAUUAAAUGAGGUAACUGUAUAUAAAGUCCUUUAGCAGGGUGCCUAGCACAUAGUAAGCACUCAAUAAAUUUAGUUAAUAUUAUUACUGACAUUGUAAUUUUUUUCAUUUGUUUAAAAUACAAAACAGCACUUAUUUAUUUACUAUUCAGAUUUUAGCCACAAGCCCAUGGAUCACAGUAACUUUCUCCACAAUAAGCCCAAGAACUCUGGGGCCCAGUUCAAGGGGUCCCAAGCAACAUUACUCAGGGUGAAGAAGCCCGAAGUUCAGUCCCCCAAGGGCCCCACGCUCCCCCUGCCCCUGUGGUGCCAGCACCCAGACCUCCAGCACCAAGGGAAGAGCGCUCCCAUCGGGCCGGCAUUUCUCAGCUCACUCUAAAUGCUGCUCUUUAGCCACAGCCAAGUAGAGCAGUCAGAUCUACGUGAGGCCUUCAAGUUUACGGCUCCUGAUGACUUCCUCCUCAGACCAUUUUCUUCCAAACGGCCACCUUUCCAUGACUUUUAAAGUGACUUGUGGAGAUGACGGUUGUCAAUUUAGAUGAAAAGGCAUUAGAGGCACCACGUGGGAGCACAAGUGGGGGACACAGAGAAGGUCUCACACAGGAAGACCUGGUGAGGCUUCUGCUCCCGCCCGGGUCAUGCCUCUGAGCAAGACCCAGAGCUGAGUGAAGACUUACAUUGAAUAUUUUACUUGGGACUUUUAAAAAAGGUUGAAAGUUUGAUGGCUUGAUUUUUAUUUUAUUGAUCAAAAUAGCUACGUGGAAACAACUGCUUUACUGUGCAAAAUGCCACACGCUCGUCCUUACCCCAUUUGAGCUGGACGUGCGGCUCACCCUCACGGCUGAGCUGGAGGAAGAGGCUGGUCAGGGAAAACACGCCAUUUACAUGGAGCGUCACCUCACCCAGUGCUUGCAAAUAAAGUCGUCUCUCUCGA